Molecule: messenger RNA, 1941 nt
Organism: Dovyalis caffra
Lineage: Eukaryota; Viridiplantae; Streptophyta; Magnoliopsida; Malpighiales; Salicaceae
Source: the annotation of a GenBank genome assembly
AUGACCGGCAGGCGCCCUGGCUUGUGGGUGAGGGAGGCCUGGCCAGCCAGUGGGCGAGGCGUGCAGCUGUGGAGGGACUGUGGGGGAGAAACUGGAGGCCUGACUCUCGCGGGUUGCGUUGGCCGGCGAGGCUGGCGUGGGCGCGCGAGGAAGGGCUUGCGGGCUGAAGCAGGGCACAGUGGAGUGGCCGUGUUGGGGCUGCUUGGGGCUAGCUGGCUGUGUGGGCGAGGGAGGACUGGGGCGAUGGCCUGCUGCGAGGCUGAGCACGCGAGGGGCGUGGGGCGCUGGCCUGUUGCGAGGCUGUGCGCCCGAGGGGGCUUGGGGGUAGAGCUGGAGCUGCGGGCUGUAUUGGUGAGGCAAAGAGGGAAGGCUAUGGCUACAGUUGAGAGUGAGGGAGUCUCCUUUGUUGCAGAGGGUCAACUGUUGUGGAGUGUCCUUCCUCUGGGUGUCUUAAAUGGCCCGCUAGUAGAAGAAUGCAAGAGUAUCGGCCUAAUUAAGAGGGGGAGGGGAGGAGGCUUUGGUGGCCGUUUUGGUCAUCAAAAUUUACAAAACAACCGUUCCGUCUAUCGACCAACUCCACCAUUAACAGCCAUAGAUAGGUUUUUAUUUGGUCAAAGCCAUUUCACACCCCAAAACAUUCAAAACAAUGAUAAAAAAAACGAAACCCUUGUUUCAACAAAUGGGUUGUGUGGUUUUUCUCCACCUAAUGGUGCAAUUGGUGCUGUUCCAUGGCCAAGCUUUUCAGAGACAAGUUUUGUUGAUGGGCUUUUUAUUGAUGAAGAUAGCCUUAAUUGGACAUACGAGGGAAACCCUAAUGGGGGUUUCACUGGAGAAGUGAAUGUUUCAGGGAAAAGUUCUAAAGAAAUGGGAAAGAAAACAAAGAAAGGAUCUUGUGCAACUUUGAUCAAGGGGCAAUGGACAGAAGAAGAAGAUAGGAAGUUGAUCAGGUUGGUGAAACAAUUUGGAGUGAGAAAAUGGGCUCAAAUUGCCGAAAGGUUGGCUGGUAGAGCUGGAAAGCAGUGUCGUGAGAGGUGGCACAAUCAUCUACGGCCUGAUAUCAAGAAGGAUAGCUGGAGUGAAGAAGAGGAGAGACUAUUGGUCGAAGCUCAUACUAAAGUUGGGAACCGGUGGGCGGAGAUAGCGAAGCUUAUUCCAGGAAGAACAGAAAAUGCUAUAAAGAAUCAUUGGAAUGCAACCAAAAGAAGACAGAAUUCGAGGAGAAAGCACAAGCAAACAGAAAGCCAAAGUGGAAAGCCUCAAUCCUCGAUACUACAGGACUACAUUAGAAGCACGAACCUUAAAAAUGCUUCAACUUCCGUAACCCCUACCGGAAGCACAACCACUGCCACCAACACCCCAUCAAGCUCCACAUCUGAAGACCCCUCAUGCCAAUUCAACUAUUUUCUCCCUGAAUUAGCUGAAUCCACCACGGAUGACUCCCCAUCAUUACUUGCACAAACAUGCAAUGAUGAUGAACUUUUGUUCAUCCAAAAUUUCUUUGCCAACAAAUCCAAAGAGCCAUCAACGGAUAAAGUUCCUAUGGAGAAUCCAAUGAUGGAGGUGGACAACUUCAAUGCAGAUUCUUUUAAUGACUCCUUGUCCUUGGAUUCCUGUGGUUUAUAUCAAAACAAUGGAGGUCAGCAGGUCAAUGAUGUAAGUGAAAAUGGCUUUGUUUGCUCUAGUUUGGAUCCGAAGUUGUGCACUAAUGGUUUCCCAGCAGCAGCAGUACUAGCAGAUCAUACACCUACUUAUAACCACCUCAAUUCCGAUCUCUACCUUUCCUAUCUAUUGAAUGGAGCAAGUAGUGCCCCAUGUUCAUCUUCUACUGAAAAUGGCUAUAACAGCAUGAACAUGGACUUGCAGAUGGAUCAAACUCAUUCUCUCAAUGGAAAGAAGGAGAUGGAUUUGAUAGAGAUGCUUUCUUCUUCUCAAUUCUCUUAG